AUGGAGAGCCAAGCAGACACCACCAGCUUAGUUCAGCGGUUUGUUCUUGACCGGUUGCUCAACCAGGACCAGAAUGACCGCCGUAUCUCGCUCCUCGGCUCUAUUGACCACCAACCGGCCAUUCUGCUCGCCGAACGCGCCGCCUUCCCAGUCGAUCAGACCUCCCUGGUCUCCUUUUGUGCCUCCCUCACCCACAUAUCCCACAUCAGUGCAAACGACAUCUACCACUGGGCCCUCGCUUGCUCGCCCUCCUCGCCCGACACGCCGGACGUGAAACUCACCCUCAUCUAUCCCUCCACGCCCCAGCAUGUCGCCAAGUAUUCAGUUCAGCCCGUGCGCAUGGUCACAGAGACACCAGCAAUUUACCAGGAACAUGUCCGUCCUUACAUGUCCGGUAAGCGUGAAGCCGGCCGCCUCAACUGGGUCUAUAACAUCAUCGAAGGGCGCAAGGAACAGGAGGAUGUCCUCUACCGCCACCAAGAUGAGGAGGAAGGGUUUCUGCUACUCCCAGACCUGAACUGGGAUCGUAAAACGAUGGGGACACUGCGACUACUGACACUCGUUCAGCGAAGGGAUAUCUGGAGCCUUCGUGACCUAAAGAAGAAGCAUGUGCCAUGGCUCAAGCAUAUGAGAGAACGCAUACUCGAUAGCGUGGUCAAGGUCUAUCCGUCAAUGGAACGAGACCAGGUCAAACUGUACGUUCACUAUCAGCCAACAUACUAUCAUUUCCACAUCCAUGUGGUCAAUGUCAUGCUCGAUGCAGGCAGCACACAGGCUACAGGCAAGGCGUUUGGACUAGAGAAUCUCAUAUCCCAGCUGGAGACUAUUGCGGGAGACGAAGAGGCAGGGAUGGCGGAUGUAGACCUUACCUACUAUCUGGGGGAGGCCAGCGAACUGUGGGUGAACGUAUUUGCGCCCCUGAAGAGUAAAUGA
Microsporum canis CBS 113480 is the source of this 933-nucleotide messenger RNA. RefSeq names its product Dcs1p. Gene Ontology annotation, molecular function: hydrolase activity; RNA 7-methylguanosine cap binding. Gene Ontology annotation, cellular component: nucleus; P-body. The record is from RefSeq and is a predicted model, not a curated record. The transcript has 2 exons. Gene Ontology annotation, biological process: deadenylation-dependent decapping of nuclear-transcribed mRNA. The coding region runs from base 1 to 933 and encodes 310 amino acids. NCBI's taxonomy places the organism in Eukaryota, Fungi, Ascomycota, Eurotiomycetes, Onygenales, Arthrodermataceae.